Messenger RNA from Talaromyces proteolyticus, 1569 nucleotides. Its product is annotated as cytochrome P450. NCBI's taxonomy places the organism in Eukaryota, Fungi, Ascomycota, Eurotiomycetes, Eurotiales, Trichocomaceae. The record is from RefSeq and is a predicted model, not a curated record. Gene Ontology annotation, molecular function: iron ion binding; heme binding; oxidoreductase activity, acting on paired donors, with incorporation or reduction of molecular oxygen. Bases 1 to 1569 code for a protein of 522 amino acids. The transcript has 4 exons.
AUGGGGUUAUUAUUCUCUUCGUCGGCGACCGGAGUCAACGCUCUACCGAUGGGCCUUUUGUACGAGGCACAGGAGCACCCGCUCGUGUUUGCUGUGCCGGUCGUUAUAAGCAUUUCACUUGGGUACUUUCUUGCCACGGCAAUCUACAACAUCUAUUUCCACCCUCUUUCCAAGUUUCCCGGGCCUAAACAUUUGGCGGCGUCUCGAAUUCCACUCGCCCUCAAGCGCAUGUCCGGGGAGGAGAUCGCCAUGACAUACGAGCUACACAUCAAAUAUGGUCCCUACGUCCGUGUGGCUCCUAACGAACUGAGUACAAUCAACCCAGUUGCUUCGAAAGAUGUCUACGGUCAGAACACCGCAGCCGGGGGUAUUCCCAAGGAUUUCAAAGCGUAUUACAUGAAAAACCAGCGCAAGGAUGGCACUGAAGGCUUGUUGACCGCUGAUGAUAACGAGCAUUACCGCCAGCGAAAGGUAUUCGCGCCAGCCUUCAGCGACCGCGCCAUCCGUGAACAGGAGCCUCUCUUGAAGAAGUAUACAGACCUUUUAAUUGCGAAAUCUUUUGAGAAAUGUCAAGCCGCAGGCAAAGUUGACAUGGUAAUGUUUUUCAAUUUCGCAACAUUUGACUUUAUUGCCGAUUGUGUCUUUGGAGACUCUUUGCACCAUCUUGAAAGCAUGGAGUACCACCCUUUCCUGGCCAACAUCACCGCCACGGUGAGAUUUAGCGCUAUGCGGAGAGUGCUCAGGUCGUUCCCCAUCAUACAGGCAAUCUUCGAGGCUUUAAUGCCCAAGUCUAUGAUCAAAAAACGGCUGGAACACGUCAAGUUCUGCGACGAACGCGUCAUGAAUAGAUUGGCAAACAGCAACCCUAGCCACCCGGACUUUUGGACCCUAGUUGAGCAUGCUGAAGCAAAAGGCCAGGGCCUAACCAAGGGUGAGAUGCGGCAAAAUGGCUUCCUACUUCUCACAGCCGCAACGGAAACGACAUCAUCGCUAAUGAGCGCACUCACCUACCUACUCUGCAAGAACCCUGACAAGAUGAGGAAGUUGCAGGAUGAAGUUAGAGGCGCCUUCAAAUCCACUGACGAGAUGAGCACUAUCACCCUCCCGAAAUUGCAGUACUUGCAAAUGGUUAUUGAGGAAGGCCUUCGUGUCUAUCCUCCCGUGCCGGGUGGCCUCCCUCGCCGCGUUGUUGUGCCAGGAGCUAUGCUUGACGGACACUCACUCCCAGUUGAGUCAGUCGUUUUUUACUCACAGUACGCUUCUUAUCAUUCGCCUACUCAUUUUGCUCGACCACACGAGUUUAUUCCUGAACGGUGGGGCCGAAGUCCUCCCGCUGAAUUCGCCAACGAUCGUUUGGAAGCGGUUCAGGCUUUUUCGGCCGGGCCUAGGGAUUGUAUUGGAAAGAACCUUGCGUAUCAUGAAGCGAGAAUGCUCCUUGCUAAGUUUGUAUUCACGUAUGACGUCGAACUGUGCGAGGAGAGCGAUGACUGGAUUAAACAGAAGGUAUAUAUUGUCGGUGCAAAGAAACCAUUGUGGGUGAAGUUAAACAAGCAUGAGAGAAAGAACUGA